AUGAUAAGAAUUGCAUGCUACAUAUUUAUAAUAUUUUUGACUGGAAUUACAACACUACCACUGCCAGAAAAACAAAACGGACAAUGUCAUCAUCUUUGUGGUUAUUUGUUUUGGCACCGCGCAGGAAUAUGUCAACCCUCAGGACGUUGCUUAUGUUGGUGGGGAUGGACAGGUCCGAAUGGAGUUUAUAUUGAUGGCGGAGCACUGAAUAAUAGAAUACUAGCAGAUUAUUGUAUUGAACCAUGCCAUUUUACACAUGACUAUAGAAAUCCUCACUGUAUACUUAAAGGAUCUAAAACCUCGACGGCUGGUCCGCAGACAACAACGACAACACAGUUAACCACGACUGCAAUAACAACUACCGAGCAACCAACAACUACCACUACUACUACCAAGUCACCAACAACUACUACAACAACUACCGAGCCACCAACAACUACCACAACAACUACUAAGCCACCAACAACUACAACUACUACUACCGAGCCACCAACAACUAGUACAACGACUACUGAACCACCAACAACUACUACAACAACUACAGAGCCACCAACAACUACCACAACAACUACUGAGCCACCAACAACUACCACUACUACUACUGAACCACCAACAACUACUACAACAACUACCGAGCCACCAACAACUACCACUACUACUACCGAGCCACCAACAACUACUACUACUACUACCAAGCCACCAACAACUACUACAACAACUACUGAACCCCCAACAACUACCACAACCACCACUGAACCACCAACAACUACCACUACUACUACCCAGCCACCAACAACCACCACAACAACGACUGAACCACCAACCACUACUACAACCACAACUGAGCCACCAACAACUACGACAACAACUACUGAACCACCAACAACUACUACAACAACUACUGAACCACCAACAACUACCACUACUACAACCGAGCCACCAACAACUACCACUACUACAACCGAGCCACCAACAACUACCACUACAACUACCGCGCCACCAACAACUACUACUACCGAGCCACCAACAACUACCACUACAACUACCGAGCCACCAACCACUACCACUACUACAACCGAGCCACCAACAACUACUACAACAACUACCGAGCCACCAACAACUACCACUACAACUACCGAGCCACCAACAACUACCACUACAACCACUGAGCCACCAACAACUACCACUACAACCACUGAACCACCAACAACUACCACAACGACUACUGAACCACCAACCACUACUACAACAACUACUGAACCACCAACAACUACCACAACCACAACGGAGCCACCAACCACUACAACUACAACAACUGAACCACCAACAACUACCACUACUACAACUGAGCCACCAACAACUACUACAACAACUACCGAGCCACCAACAACUACCACUACAACUACCGAGCCACCGACAACUACCACUACAACUACCGAGCCACCAACAACUACCACUACAACCACUGAGCCACCAACAACUACCACUACAACCACUGAACCACCAACAACUACCACAACGACUACUGAACCACCAACCACUACUACAACAACUACUGAACCACCAACAACUACCACUACUACAACCGAGCCACCAACAACUACCACUACUACAACCGAGCCACCAACAACUACCACUACAACUACCGAGCCACCAACAACUACUACUACCGAGUCACCAACAACUACCACUACAACUACCGAGCCACCAACCACUACCACUACUACAACCGAGCCACCAACAACUACUACAACAACUACCGAGCCACCAACAACUACCACUACAACCACUGAGCCACCAACAACUACCACUACAACCACUGAACCACCAACAACUACCACAACGACUACUGAACCACCAACCACUACUACAACAACUACUGAACCACCAACAACUACCACAACCACAACGGAGCCACCAACCACUACAACUACAACAACUGAACCACCAACAACUACCACUACAACUACCGAGCCACCAACAACUACCACUACAACUACCGAGCCACCAACAACUACCACUACAACCACUGAGCCACCAACAACUACCACUACAACCACUGAACCACCAACAACUACCACAACGACUACUGAACCACCAACCACUACUACAACAACUACUGAACCACCAACAACUACCACAACCACAACGGAGCCACCAACCACUACAACUACAACAACUGAACCACCAACAACUACCACUACUACAACUGAGCCACCAACAACUACUACAACAACUACCGAGCCACCAACAACUACCACUACAACUACCGAGCCACCAACAACUACCACUACAACUACCGAGCAACCAACAACUACCACUACAACCACUGAGCCACCAACAACUACCACUACAACCACUGAACCACCAACAACUACCACAACGACUACUGAACCACCAACCACUACUACAACAACUACUGAACCACCAACAACUACCACAACCACAACGGAGCCACCAACCACUACAACUGCAACAACUGAACCACCAACAACUACCACUACUACUACCGAACCAACAACAACUACCACUACAACAACUGAACCACCAACAACUACCACUACUACUACCGAACCACCAACAACUACCACUACAACUACCGAGCCACCAACCACUACCAUUACUACUACCGAGCCACCAACAACUACUACAACAACUACUGAGCCACCAACAACUACCACAACCACAACCGAGCCACCAACCACUACAACUACCGAGCCACCAACAACUACCACUACAACUACCGAGCCACCAACCACUACCACUACUACUACCGAGCCACCAACAACUACUACAACAACUACUGAGCCACCAACAACUACCACUACAACUACCGAGCCACCAACAACUACCACUACAACAACCGAACCACCAACAACUACCACAACAACUACCGAGCCACCAACAACUACCACUACUACAACCGAGCCAACAACAACUACUGAACCACCAACCACUACUACAACAACUACUGCACCACCAACAACUACCACAACCGCGCCAACGACGACGACAAGCACUACUCCUGGGAUUGUUAUUGAUUAAAAACUUUAAUUACACGUCUGAA
This is a messenger RNA of Hydractinia symbiolongicarpus, 3067 nucleotides long. Its product is annotated as mucin-2-like. The record is from RefSeq and is a predicted model, not a curated record. The transcript has a single exon. The coding region runs from base 1 to 3045 and encodes 1014 amino acids. NCBI's taxonomy places the organism in Eukaryota, Metazoa, Cnidaria, Hydrozoa, Anthoathecata, Hydractiniidae.